Molecule: messenger RNA, 1032 nt
Organism: Arachis ipaensis
Lineage: Eukaryota; Viridiplantae; Streptophyta; Magnoliopsida; Fabales; Fabaceae
Product: protein FAR1-RELATED SEQUENCE 5-like
Source: RefSeq, a predicted model, not a curated record
AUGGAUCCAUCAAUUUGUGAAGAAGCGUCAUACGGCACUAUAUAUGAUGUGAGUGAUCAUUCUAAUUUCACCGACGUUAAUGUUCCGUCUCUGAGUGAAGAUGACACACCACUUAUGGACAAGGGGGAAGAAUCUGUAGACGUUAUUCAAUUAGAGGAUGAUGCUACGACAAUUAAUCAUGAGUUGCCAGAUCACAUUGGAAUUCCAAUAGAGGAAAUCCCGUACGAAGGAUUGAGAUUUGAUUUGGUGCAGAGGGCACAAGAGUUCUAUUGUAAUUAUGCAAAGAAAGUUGGGUUUGUGACUAGGAUUAGGAAUACCAACUUUGACAAGACGAGGAAGGAAUCAAAGAUACCCAUUAACCAAUCGAUACACUGUAGUCGUGAAGGUUAUCGGGAGUCUCGAGUGAAGGCAGCAACUCGGAUAAAGAGAAUAACAACAGCCGGCUGCAAAUCAAGGAUGUACGUGAUGCUUGAUAGGCAGAAGGAUAAUUGGAUGGUGUCCAAAUUAGAAUUGAAGCACACGCACCUGUAUUUUGCCAAGCAAUCCGUGCAUUACACUGAGUAUAGAAAACUAACCAUGCAUACCAAGUGUGUGAUUCAGAACAAUGAUGAGGCUGACAUAUGGCCCAACAAGACUUAUCUAAGACUGGCGAAUGAGGUUGAUGGGUCAUCGAAGUUGGGUUACUCAGAAAAGGAUGUAAGGAACUACAUAACGAGCAAUCUGCAUUGUGUUGACGAAAACGCAGAUGGGAAGGAAAUGAUUAGCUAUUUCAUGGCAUCCUAUGAAUAUUUUGGAGACGUGGUAUCAUUUGAUACAACGUACUGUAGAAACAAGCAUGGACUUCCGUUUGCAUGUUUUGUUGGUGUCAACCAUCACGGAAAGUUUACUUUGCUCGGAUGUGCUUUGUUGCGAAAUGAGGAAAUUCGUAGCUUUGAGUGGGUCUUUAAACAAUGGUUGAAGUGCAUGGGAACUCCUUCCAAAUACUCGACAUCGAUGGUGGAUAUGGCACAUAAUGAAGAAGAUACCGCAUAA